ACCCCGGAGACGGAAAGACCACCUUAGAGAAUGUAAGGAUCUUUGGAAAGAGACGAGGAUAUACACAGAGAAAAAAUAUCGAAAGAACACCGAGCAAACCACUAAGAACGAGAACACUAAGAGGCAGAACGAGGGGGCAAAACGAGACCACACUCUUCACAGACGGAUCGACAAAGCGAAAUGGAUGGGAAAACAGCCAAGCAGGAAUUGGCUGCUGGCAUAAAGAAGGGAGUGACAAAAACAUCGCAAUGAAACUCACCGGUAACACCCAAACAAACCAGAGAGCAGAGCUUGCGGCAAUACUGGCAGCCCUCCAACGAAACCGUAACACCCCAUUGAUAAUAAAAUCAGACUCGCUAACCAGUGUAAAAGCAAUAUGCUAUAAACUAAAUGAGUGGGAGGACACAGGCUGGCACAAAGUAAAGAACGUAGAUAUACUAAUGAACAUACUGGACGAACUAAGAACAAGGCCCACGCCUUGCUCGUUCCAGUGGGUGAAGGCACACGCCGACAACGAAGACAACAACCGAGCAGAUGGCCUGGCAAAUGAAGGCAGGAUAAGCGAAACCAUUUUCGAAAUCCCAGAAAUGGGCCCAGAAACAAGCAGAGCCAUACACGAUGGGGCAAGACUAUGCAAACUGACGAUGAAAACCGCAUACGAAGAAAUGAUAGCGAGAAAGAUCCUAAAAAAAGAAAAGAUAAGACAUCCGGAAUAUCUAGAAGAUGCAAAAGAACUCAUUGAGAAAGAGACCGGCCUAAGACCACCCACAGAAUCAAUGAUAAAGGGAAUAUGGAAGUCCCCGCCCCAGAGUUCUCUAAGUCUUUUCUUCGCUUUCUCUUGUCGUUUUUGCGAGGUUUCGAACUUAAGUGCGUCCCAUGAUUUUGUGACAUGUUCACAGAGAGAGCUUCGUAGGUAUUUUUCGGGUUCUGAUUUCGGUAUCUGUUGGUCUUUUAUCGCUCUGUUGUUUCUCGCUUUCCAAAUCGCCCAUACUGACAUCGUCACUAGUAUUCUUGCCCUUUCCGC
Messenger RNA from Acaulospora colombiana, 1024 nucleotides. NCBI's taxonomy places the organism in Eukaryota, Fungi, Glomeromycota, Glomeromycetes, Diversisporales, Acaulosporaceae. The record is from the annotation of a GenBank genome assembly.